AUGGGCACCUUAAUGCACAAAUUAAUCUCUCCUCAGCAAGUUGCAUAUGUUAAAGGAAGAUGUAUUCAAGAGCAAAUUCUUUUAGCCUCUGAAAUGGUAAAUGAGAUGAAGAAAAAGAGGAGAUGUGGAAAUGUGGGACUGAAAAUUGACAUAUCACAGGCAUAUGACUCUAUAACAAAAUUGUCAGUUAUGGUGAAUGGUGGUCCUUGUGGUUUCUUUUCUGUUGGAAGGGGUUUAAGGCAAGGAGAUCAUUUGUCUCCUAUUCUUUUUGUGCUAAUGGAGGAAGCAUUGAGUAGAAGUAUUUCGAAAGCAGUUAAUGAUGGUCACAUAAAACCAAUGGUGGUUAGAAGAGAAAUGAUGCAGAAGAAGUUAGCUAGCUGGAAAGGAAAACUAUUAUCUUUUCAAGAAAGACUGGUUCUUGUAAAAUCAGUUUUAUGCAUCAUCCCCAUGUACAAUAUGGAAAUUUAUAAAUGGCCAGCUUCGGUUAUUAAGAUUUGUCAAAAGAUUAUAAGAGACUUCAUUUGGUCAGGUGACAGUGAAACAAGGAAAUAUACUGUUUACUCUUGGAAAAAGCUUUGUACUCCUUUUAGUGAAGGUGGUUUGGGAAUUCAGAGAUUGCUUUCUUCUGUGUGGCCUGGACUCAAAUGGGCUUUUAAUGCUCUCAAAGAAGAUGUGAGAUGGAACAUUGGUGAUGGACAAGCCAUAUCUGUAUGGUUUGAUACUUGGAUAGGUGAAGGACCAUUAAUUGAUAUAUUUGGUUUUACUUCUUACAUAACUGACAACAUUUUCCUGAAAGUUUCAGAUAUUUUUAAAAAUGGUGUAUGGUCUUUAACAACUGAAAUUCAAGACAUGCUCCAAAACAUCACACUACCAACUGCAGAUGGAAGGGAAGAUGAACUGAUAUGGAUUGGAGAUUUACAAAGUUCCUUCACUAUUCAAGCAGCAAUUAACAAGAUAAGAUUCAAGGAAAACACUUUACAUUGGCCAAAUUUUGAUGAAGUUUGGAAAUGUGCAAAGGAUACGAGUCCCUUAAUCAAACAAAUUUGGUUUAUUGCUGCAUGUAUCAUACUUAAAGAGCUAUGGUUCCAGAAAAACAAGAGAUACUUCGAAGAAAUAAAACGAAACUUACAGAGUUUCAAGAUAAGAGUUCUUAAGUUGAUUAACGAGAAUGGUUUAAGAAUUACUGGAAAUCAAUGGAACCAAAACUAUGACUUGGAAAUCAUUGCAAUUUUCAAUAUGGGUGUCAGGAAUUGUAAGUUUCAGGGAACAAAAAGUUGUCAAUGGAUACCUCCAAGCCCUGGAUUUAUAAUGUUUUGCUGUGAUGGUUCUUCUAUAGGAAAUCCUGGUGCUGCUGGAUUUGGUGUUGUAGUCAGAAACCAUCUAUGUGAAGUCCUUAGUGUUUUAUCUGGAGGUAUUGGAAUUGCUUCAAAUUAUUUGGCAGAAAUAUAUGUUGUGAUCUGUGCUCUGGAACUUGCAGUGGUAUGGGAAAUGCAGAGCAUAAUCAUUGUCUCUGAUUCAAAGACAGUAGUAAACCCGUUUAUGAAUGGACAUGUUCCUUGA
Papaver somniferum (opium poppy) is the source of this 1560-nucleotide messenger RNA. RefSeq lists its product as uncharacterized. The transcript has 5 exons. Lineage: Eukaryota; Viridiplantae; Streptophyta; Magnoliopsida; Ranunculales; Papaveraceae. Bases 1 to 1560 code for a protein of 519 amino acids. The record is from RefSeq and is a predicted model, not a curated record. Gene Ontology annotation, molecular function: nucleic acid binding; RNA-DNA hybrid ribonuclease activity.